AACCACCCUUCUCCCCUUCACCUGUACGCGACGCGCCACUGGAUCCCCCUGAGUGCUCUGCGCUCUUGUGUUCUCUGUUCUGCCUCUCUGUCCGGUUGUUUGAGGCUCGGUCCUCUCUAGGGUGACGCGAACGGCUGUCUUAACUCAUCAGCACGCGCCCAAGCCUUCGAGAACACGCCCGUGGACCAACCCUCCCAAUCAAUCACCCCGCCAUCAGGGUAUCUGGUCCUUGUCUACAUAUACUGCUCAGCUAUUCCAUUGUUUCUUAUUGAUUCUUGGACCUGGAUCAAGUUGUAUCUUGCAAUCUACACGUUGGGACCUUACCCCGCCGCCACGAUGCAGACCGAAAUUGCCCACCCCAUAGAUCUUACUACGCCACGUAGAUUGGAUGUGCCAGAAUCACAGGAGAGCGUAGUAUCUACGAUCUCUAGCACUUUCUCUGCACCAGCUCUAGCCUCGACCUCGAGUAACUUAUCCUCGGAUCAAGAUGAAGCCUCACCGUCCGAGCCCUGUGGCCCUGCAGGUCACAGUAAACCGACACAAGUCCCAAUGCCAGCCUCUACAAGUCGCGCCCAUAAUCAAGCCGCCAAAACAGAUGUGCGACAGAUCGACAUAGCCGCUGCGAACGCGCCGCAAACCGGUCACACAACAGCAACUCCCAUGCCGCUAGUUUCGCCCACCACUCAGGGCUUCAAGAGGAGUGCAGAUGGAUCAGUGAAGGGUGAUGGAUCGACAACAAGUCCAACAGAAAAGACCUCUGCACACAAGCGGAACAAGAGCAUGGAUACACACUCGAGCACUCGAAUUGGGGAGCUAUCCGCCCAACUGAAGACUCGUCUCUCGUAUGCCAUGGUGAAAGUACAGAACGGCUGGGAGAAGCAGUCGCUUGACGAAUUAGAAGAAGUCCAAUCACAGCGCGGAUCGCCCAACUCUGCACCUGGUGGCUCUCGAGUCACGUUUGACUCACCUUCCACCACGGACUAUCGACGGAGACCAAGUGCAAUCUCUGACAGCUCCGAUCAAGUGAUGGUGUCUCCAACCUCCGACUCUGUGCGGUCACAUGCUCUCAAUACAACAUAUUGGCGAUCGACCAACAAGCCAGCGACGAACGCUGCUGCUAACCUCAUAUCCAUCACAGGCGGAAACGUAGGGCUUGGGCUCGCUCCAGCCCCUGAGUUUGAGUCUGCAAGGAGGCGUAGAUCGAGUACUACACAUCCACCCCCAUCAUUGCUAGGAUCAGCGCAAAGAAAGCACCACAGUGAUGUAGGCGCCGGUCAAAGAGCACCAACCACACCUCGAGCGGGCAUCCUUCGCAUGCCCAGUCAGCAAGCGGAGAAGGACGCUGUCGACACAUUACUGUUUAUGAGCAGCCCAAAGAACGCGCAAUACUUCCCCCACACCAGUCAGGCCGGACACAGCUCGCUGCGAGAAGGAGCACCUCAACGGCGUGUUAUGUUCGAAGCAUAUCCACCUCAAGAUAGGCGGAUGGUCUAUCAGCCGCCCAUGCCUACCUCAAGUCACUACUCAGCCGGACCAUAUGCUCCGCAGCCGGCACGGUAACUGACAGGAAAACUCAUCCUACACUUCCUAGGAUCUUUCAACACCCUCAUCUCUAAGGCUCGGCGGACGCAUUGCAUUGUCGGCGUUGUGGUGCGGUGAUACCCACUUGCUUUGUUGCAUUGAAGGCAUAUUCUUACCUCAUCAUAUCAGGAAGACUGUGAAAGUCACUUCUUUUGCAAUUGUUGUCCUUUAUCAGAGACAUACUGGCCAUUGAGCCCUGCAUUGUUAUUUAUCAUACUUUUGAGCCCAAUGGGCCUGCCUGUGAAUCUAGCGAGCAUUCUUAGGAGUAACAACGACCAUUAACGACAAUAUGAAACCAU
Molecule: messenger RNA, 1880 nt
Organism: Macroventuria anomochaeta
Lineage: Eukaryota; Fungi; Ascomycota; Dothideomycetes; Pleosporales; Didymellaceae
Exons: 4
Coding region: 337-1560 (407 amino acids)
Cellular component (GO): SBF transcription complex; cytoplasm
Molecular function (GO): transcription coregulator activity
Source: RefSeq, a predicted model, not a curated record